This is a messenger RNA of Coniosporium apollinis CBS 100218, 1329 nucleotides long. RefSeq lists its product as uncharacterized. The transcript is spliced from 3 exons. The record is from RefSeq and is a predicted model, not a curated record. Lineage: Eukaryota; Fungi; Ascomycota; Dothideomycetes. Gene Ontology annotation, molecular function: oxidoreductase activity. The coding region runs from base 1 to 1329 and encodes 442 amino acids.
AUGGCCACCCCAUCCCGCGUCCAGCUCUCCCUCACCGAGCAUCCCGAGUUCUACCUGCCCGGUAUCACGGCCGAGUCCGCGAAGAAAGCCUCCGAGCUUCUGCAGGAGAACCACGAGCAGCACCACAUCUUUUUCAACAAGGACGGCUUCCACAACCACAUCGCGCACCACCUGCUUACCAUCUACGCGCUCGCCGCGCCGCCGCAUAUCAUCCAGUAUCAAUAUGACCACAACAAGUCUUACCAACGCCCGGCUGUGUCGCUCGAGGAUUCGGUCAUGCAGGACAUGCGGGAUCCUGAGAAGUUCAAUAAGUACCUUGGAGACGAGAAAUACUACCAUGACUUCCUGAUCUUCUUCCAAGACGAGAUGGAGAGCAAGGGCUGGGAGAAUGUGCUGAACGAAUACCUGUUCAAGGGCGACGAGAGGGCAGACGAUAUGCUCGUCAGGAUGUUCGCUGGCUUCCUACACCCAAUAAUACAUCUCGGCUUCGGAGUCGAGUUCCACCAGCCCGCCAUCAUCGCCGAAGCGCUCGCUCAAGCCGCCAUACACAGCGACUGGAUGAAGCCCUUUCUCAUUGGCGCCGAGAAAGCCGCCAAGGAGAACAACGUCACGCAAUCCAAGACACUCGUCGAGCUCCUCGAUGCAAUCAAAGCGGACGAGAAAGUCGCCAAAGCGCCGCGCUGGGACGACGGCAACAAGCUGCGCGAUGGCAUCGUCAAACGCGUACCAGAAGAGAUGAUCAAGUACGCGAGUCAGUACGUCGUGCACCCUGAAGAGCUUGAAGAGAAGACUGCCGAGAUGACCAAUGCUGCCAUCUACUACACCGGCGCAGCCCAACACCCACCCCACCAAAUCAAAUUCGACUUCUACUACAUGCACUGCACCAACAGCAGCAUUUUCUUCUCCGCCUUCCUCUCCGCACCCUGGCUCUCCACCGCCUCCAAACGCCGUCUCCUAGAAUGGAAAGGCAGGAACGACCUCGCCAUGUACGCCUCCCGCCGCGCCCCAGACCUCCUGCUCGACGAGAUCACAAACUACAAACCCAAGGAGCCAACAGCCGACAAGACGGAUCCGUGGGGUCCGAUUUUUGAGCGCGUGGGCCGCCACGAGGAUGAUGGACAUGCGGCGAAGUUGGUCAGAGCGCUGGCGCAUGGACAGGUGAUUAGCGCGCCGUAUGAGGAGAAGGAUGGCUUUAGGAUCAAGGGCGGGAUGUGGUUGCAGUUGGGGCACAUGGCGAUUGACUCUGUAGAGGCGGGGGAGCCGCAUUGGGUCAGGAGCGCGGGGUUUGAGGAGGCCUGGGAGAAGAUUCCGGAGAGGCCGAGGUUGUAG